Molecule: messenger RNA, 1797 nt
Organism: Mollisia scopiformis
Lineage: Eukaryota; Fungi; Ascomycota; Leotiomycetes; Helotiales; Mollisiaceae
Product: heme oxygenase-like protein
Exons: 2
Coding region: 1-1419 (472 amino acids)
Biological process (GO): heme oxidation
Molecular function (GO): heme oxygenase (decyclizing) activity
Source: RefSeq, a predicted model, not a curated record
AUGCCUAGCAUAUUCAUUAAUCCCACGCCUUUACUCUCCAAGGUUGAAGGACCCCAUUCCCUCUCAGAACGAGUCAACAUUGCAACACGUUCCCUCCAUACCCAAUUGAACAGGCUCAUCCUCCUACGACUGCCCUUGGCUCUUCCUCCUAGGACAACGAAUCCCUCCAAAUACGUUUCCGGACUUCUUUUUAUUGCGCCUAUCUACAUCACAUUCGAGUCAAUAUGGCAGUCAGUUCUUGAUAGUCCAUGUGAAGAAGAGGAGGCCAAGCAGAGUCUGAACGGAAUCUCGGAUGCCCGAAGUCCAACGUCAGAACAAGGAACAAACCCGGCCACAUCAAGCCCGUACAUACUUCCUCGAAAGACUUGCUCUAGGUUAUAUUGCUUGCUCUCUGACCUUCAACUUCCUGGUCUACCACGGGCGGAAACACUACGAACAGAUAUUAGGGUCCUGACAGGUACACCCCGGUACAAGGUUCAAGAGCAGCUCUCCGCCGUCUCGCAGCAUGGCCGACUCGCGGAGUUCUUGUCACAUACCAAGAAUUCAGUUGAUGCCAACCCUCACGUUCUUCUAGCAUAUGCAUGGGUUCUCUACAUGGCUCUGUUUUCCGGGGGACGGCAUCUGCGGGCAGAACUGAAGAAAGCGGGUGGGAUUGGACUUGAUUUCUGGAAUCGAGAACUGUCACCCGUUCGACCUUACUCGAUAACACAGGAACGAUCACGAAGACAUGAAUCGAAAUCCACAACCUGUGAUUCCGAGAGGAUACCUCGCCUCCCCCGCUCCAGAUCACGGUCAGAAAGCGCGGCUUCUACUAUGGUACCUGGAAUGCAAUUCUUCAACUUCCCCGGAUCUGAAGAUGGUGAGGAUAUAAAGCGAGAAUUCAAGGCCCGCUACGCCGAAGCAGAGUCACAUCUCACAGAAGCCGAGAAAGAAGACAUUGUGUCCGAAGCACAGUAUAUAUUCAAAUUCAUGCUAGACUUAAUUGCCGACCUGGACCUCAUUAUGCAGACUCGCGAGGAGGAGCUCGAAACGGAACGGUUGUUGGACAACUCGAGGCCCUUGGUGGCCAGUCGAGAUAGCGUUGCCGUGACUCACGAACGGCUGUCGAGAAGGAGGACCAGUGAUACCAAAAUAAUGGAGCUGCCACGAAAGGCUAGCUAUCUGGACGUCUUUGUAAAUCAACCUAUCGCAAAGCUUACACAAUUCAGAGGUGCUGUUGCAACCUGGGAUCUAGUCAUGAAGCCUCUUGGACGACGAUUCUCGACAGACGGUCCAUCGCCACAGGUGUCUUUUUCGUCCGAAUCAGAGAAAGAUGGACAAACGUCGCCUAGUUUCACAACUGAGCAUUAUUUGGUCAUGUUGGUAGUCAUGGUGUCGGUGUCUACUGUACUUUUGGCGUAUUAUUAUGCAUCUUCAUAAGGGCAUUGCGUACGGGAUAAACAUGGAGUUUUGGAGUUGCCCGACUUUCUGGAUAAGAUGGUCGGCCUGCGGUUAUGGAUGAUGUAGGCCAGGUUUUGGGCCUUUGGAAUAGAAUAGAAUGGGUGGCGAAUAAUGCAUACAUCCGACUGAAAUAUUCACAUCGUGCAAGGUUGUGACUUUCCUGAUACUCACGAGUCAAGAAGGAGGGUGAUAGUACACCGGUUUGCUCCAACGUCGUCUUCUGAGGGUAUUCAGACCCCGACAUAUCCUAAGAAGAAGUCCUCCGGGGAGGGGAAGGAUUCACGGUACAUCCUCGUCAGAAUUCUACGUAGCAAGCAAGAUGUGAAUGUGGGGCUGGCAGGGCUCCGGUAUAGUAGG